AAAAGGUGCUCUUCACCAAACUAGGUCCAGAAGAUUUCUCCCUACCAUGACAGACACCUUCCAGCCAGUUGGAUGGCCAAGAAAAUAAUAAAUCUGAUCCAUGCAAAGCAGAUGUCCAGAAAUGCCUCAUUACUCACAGCUGCCACAUGUUCCAUCCAGUGACAUCCUCUCUGACAAGACAACAACUUCACAAAGCCCUGCAUAAUGAUCUCUUCAUCUGCCGCCAUCAGUAGAGGAGAGACAGGUGAUGCCUCUGGCCUGUCAGGACGGGUGCUUAAAAUAAAACAAGAUGGGUCUCUUCUCACAGUAGUUGUGACCUGUACCAUGAAGCUGAACAUUUCAAAGAGUUGAUAUUGAAAUGAGAACUUACAUCUCUGUUAAAAAAAAAAUAAAAAAUCUGCCUCCUAUGCAACUCCUUUAAAAUGAACAGUGGUGAUACAUUCACCUAUUUACAACUUCGCGUGUCAUACUCAGCAGAAAGGCAGGGAGUAAAUCCAGUUUACCUUCACGAUAAUUUGUUGUUUUGACGUGACUUUGCCCUCGGCGUUGUUUUAGUUUCUAUUAAAUGCAAAAGCAUCGCCGUUCCCGGGAUUUGUAAUGAUUUAAAAGUUUCUGGGGAGAUUCCUCCUCGGGAGCAACUGGUUUUUCCUCCUCCGAUAUAUCAGACCUCUCAGCUCCUGUGGCUUUGGAGGUGGCAUUUUCCGGCGGACGCCGGACUUGGUGGAAUUUGGAUGGGGUCACCCAGAUCCCUGCCUUUCCCGGAGUUCCACUUCGCCAGGGCCAGGAGCGGGGGCCGACGGGGUGGGCGACAUCCUCCCCGGGAGCAGCGGGGCAGCACCCGGCACAGGAGACACGUGGAGUAUAAUGAAAGAAAUGAAAUAAAAUCAAAAGCAGCGGAAGAUGGGUUGACUCGCUGGCGGCCAGCCAUGAGCUGUUUGGAUGUUAUGUACCAAGUCUACGGUCCUUCCCAGCCCUACUUCGCAGCAGCCUACAGCCCCUACCACCAGAAACUCGCCCUUUACUCCAAAAUGCAGGAAGCCCCGGAGAGCGGCAGCAGCGCCAGCGCCGGCAGCUCCUUCUCCAGCCACGCCGCAGCCAGCAUCAAGGAGGAGGACUGCAGCCCCGAGAAGGAGCGACCCCCCGAGGCCGAGUACAUCAGCUCCCGCUGUGUCCUCUUCACCUACUUCCAGGGGGACAUCAGCGCCGUGGUGGAUGAGCACUUCAGCCGGGCGCUCAGCCAGCCCAGCAGCUUCUCCCUCGGCAGCGCGAAGGCGGCGCGGAACGCGGGCUCCUGGCGGGAUGGAUCUUUCCCAAUGAGCCAGCGUAUCUUCCCGCCGUCCUUCUGGAACAGCACAUACCAGCCCCCCUCGGUCCCGGCCAGCCUGAGCAGUCCCCUGGCAGCUGCCGCCCACAGCGAGCUGCCCUUCGCUGCUGCCACCGACCCCUACGCACCCGCCUCUCUGCACAGCCACCUGCACCAGGGCGGCCCCGAGCCCUGGCACCACGCGCACCACCACCACCACCACCACCACCACCACCCCUACAUUGGGACACAGGGCACUGCCUACCCCCGCCCCACCGCCAUGCACGAGGUCUACGGGCCCCACUUUGACCCCCGCUACGGCUCGCUCCUGGUGCCCACCGCCUCCGUCCGCCCCCACCGGCUCACCCCCGCCUCCGUAUCCACACCAGUCAGCCCCCCCUGUGAACUGGGCAAGAGUGAAGCGGGUGCUGCUGCGGCCUGGACGACACCGGGCCCCUUCCCCAGUCCAACAGGAGACAUGGCACAGAGCAUUGGCCUCAAUGUGGACACAGGUUUGCAACCUCAGGAUAAAAGCAAGGAUCUGUACUGGUUUUAGAGCUGUCCUUCACUCUUCUUCCCCUGGCUCUCCCCUGUAGCUCUCUACCCGUUAGACAUGGUGGCAUUCAGAGCUGAAAUCGGGUCAGUUUGUAACAGCUUCUGAUCUUGGUUUGCAGCUCGCCGUUACUCCUUCUGUGGUGGAUCCCUUCUGAGCUGAUGUGCUGACUCAAAGACUCUCAGAUCCCCCCUUGCCCUUUUCCAAGCCCACCGUGGCCCUGCUGCUCGGGGGAAGACAACGGGAUUUAAAAGGACCUGGCACUGCAAGGGUGGUACUUUAGACUAUUUUGGAGAGGAAAGUCGUUCUGUUGCAAGAGGAGAGCCAAAGAUAUUGAACUUCUAUUUAAGCAGACCCCACACCCAGACCUGAAGCCAGACUACUCUGAAAGAGUCAAAUCACAUCAUGGAUGGCGAUGCAAAACCACUGGCCUUCAUACAGGCAACAGAGGAAAUUGUGGGGUUUUUUUAGUGGUGUGAAUAUUUUUUUAUGGCAGUGAAAGUUUUCUUGAGUGCAACCAUGUGGAAGCUACUCAGCAGUUUUGAACUGGAUUUUUAUUUUGCAAUAUAGAAAAGUAAAAGGAGAAGAAACUGGAACUCAUUAACAUUUUCAGACUAUCAAGGAACUGGUCAGAUUUUUCAGCUUUGUGGUUGUGAGUGGCAAGUGUCUGACUGGGGCCACCUGCCCUGGACUUACAGAUAUGCAGCUGUUCCCCUCACAACUGCUUAAAUCCCAGAAAGACGAAAAUCAAGGUGGCACUUCUCAGAGUUUGGCACAUUGCAUUGGCUGUAUAACAGUUGUUUGGUUGGGGGUGGGGUUGUUUGUUUGGUUUUGGUUGGUUUUUUGGUGUUUGGGUUUUUUUUUCCUUUUUUCUUUUUUUUUCUUUUUACAAUAAACUUUUUCUGGUGACAGUUAAAUCCUCUUAAAGCAGGGGGAGAAAGGAAUCUGAUGAAGAAUGGCUCACCUCCAACCCAACAGCCUUUAAAGGGAACACCCGAACAAAAAGCACGUGAUGGACAUUAGUUCUGAGUUGCCUCUAACACUUCCCUUUGUCUACUUGUUUCUGUCAUUUUGCCACUUUAGUAGCUCUUUUGUUUGGGGUUUUUUGAAAGGGGGAAAUAGAUAUUUAACAGUAGCAAAGCUGUAUUAAAGGUAUCUCCUUCUUUCACCCUGUGUACUUUGAUGAAGAAUUAAAGAUAAAUAAGAGAAAUGAGGCAAACUGGAAACUUCAAGAUGAAGCAGAGAACGUAUAUCUCAUGUGGAUGAAGUGAGUUAUUUUAUUAUUUUGCAUGAAAGAUAAAUAGAAAUCCAGCUGAAAACAGCUGAAAAUAUUUUCUUGGUGACUAAAAUACACAGUGAUAAAUACAAAAGAAAAGAAAAUAUGAGAUAUGAGACCAUUUUAGAGUAUGAUGUGGCUGUAAGAUUGGUUAAAGUAGGGGAGCUGCUUCAUAUUUCUUUGGCUAAAAGAGGGGACUCAAUAGCAUAUAGAGCUGCUAUUGAGGUGGUAAAUUAAAAUGUUACUACCAGGUGAUGAAUAAUGAAUGAAACAGGGUAGAAAUGGCACUUACUCUAUACUUAAAAGCUGACUUUUUUACAGACAAAUCAUCUGAUCUUAAUACUAUUGCGCUUUUGGUUUUUUUCUCUUUGGUUUUUUUUUUUUUCCUUUUUGUAAUGUCUUUGAAGCUGGCAAAUUUUAAAAUGUAUAGUAGGAAAUUCCUAACAUUACCCCCUGACACUGAGAGAAGCAGUAGAAAAUGAACUUUUGUGCUGUGACCAGAGAUUUUACCUUCCAACCUCUCACAAAAUUUGGCAUAAUGCUCACUGUUUGUCAGGAGUGGAAUUAUGAAUAACCCAAGCUUGCUUCUCCUAGGUUUGGUGAUAACUCAGUAUCUGGGAAAGAAUAGGAAUCCUAACAGAAAGACUUUGAUAAAGCAGAGCGAGUGCACACUGUGAGAAGCUGACCAGGAGCACCUCCAGCCAGAGCUUAGCAGGGGGGACUUGCAGUGAUUUCCACAGCCAGACAAACUCAUGGGCAUUUUUCUCACAGCCUCCAAAUAGACAGAGCCCAGGCAAGCUGUGAAGAGCAAGCGAGUGACCCCAGAAUUUACAUUAUUUGUUAAACCAAAAGCAUUCCAAGGUGUUUAUCAAAGAAGAAGGCACCAGCUUUUUGCAGCAGAAAAGUAAUUAAAAACAGUUUGACUGCAGAAGCUUAAAGUUAGCAGGGUCAUUUUGUGAGCAUUUUCCUGAGGGCUUUUCCAGGCUGUUUUUUAAGAUUUUUUUUUUUUAAAGAAAAAUCUGGGUCUAAGUUUGGCUGUGCUUCACCACAAUUAUUUCUUUUUUCUUUCUUUUUUUCUCCCCUCUUCUCUGUAAUUCUUAACAACUAGGGCUGAGUGACACAGCCCAAAUACAUUUGGAAAUAUUAAUGUAAACAUUAAUGAGUCAUUUGCUACAUUGCCAUUUACAAUUAAUUUUGACUGUGAAUAUAUUCAAGCACGAGAAUUAGUGCAAUGAAUCCAUGAAUAUUGGUUUUGGCAUUUGUUCUGCGGGUACAUUUUUUACUGCUUUAUCAUGAAAACAUCUAAACACAAAAGCCAAGACAGUGGCUCAAGGUGCUAAAAGUACAAACAACUUUUUUUAAAUGGUCCUUCUCUGGGUGGACUGCAACCUGAAAGCACACAUGCCCUGUUUUGGCUAAUCCUUGCAGUUUUGCUCACUCUGUGUUAUUCUGACUCCUGAAGGAUCACCAAACUUUAAGGCCUGGGCAUUAGUCUUUGCAGGACUGGGGCCACAGCUCCUAAUGCAGUAACAGUGCAUGUGACCUCCGUGCCAUUUCUCAAGUCUGUUUUAUUCCUCUUUGCAUCAUAGGUCAUUACUCCCUUAGUCAUGAAUGCUUGUAGAAAAUCUGGAAUUACAAAAGAAGCCCUUCUUAGAUGUUACGUAAAUAUUACCUGUCACAUGCUUGUCACGCACUGAAGGGGAUGUGAGUCCCCAUCUCUGCAGCCUGGACAGCAGUUCCUCCUGCUGUCCCUUUCUGAAUGUCAUGCACCACACCGUGCUCUCUAGCUACCCACCUGACAAACAGACCAGCCCAGCUGGGACGGACAAACAGACACAAACAGCUUCAGACCCAUUCGUGCAGAGUCCAGCGAAGGAGGCAGAGGGACAGCAUCUGCUGCAGAGCAUGGCAGUGCUGGACAUAGCAAGGGUAUUUGCUGCUGCCCAAUAGCAAGACUGUCCUCUCCACAAGGAGUUUCCAAAAUGAGCUCUGGAUGUAUUCACCACAGUUGGAGCAGAAGAAUGGAUGGAGACGCAAAAUACUAAAAAUGAGUGAUUGAAGAAAAAAUUCAUGAUAUGUUGUGAAAUUCCCCCAGAAAUGUGAGGACUAGAAGCACCACCAGCACCCUGGGAAGCUGUAAGUCUGUUCAGAGAAUUGUGAAUAAUCUUUGGAAGGCCCUCCCAAAAAAUGUUAAGAAAUUGAAGGCAGAUAGAGAGAAACUGGAGUGGAGAGGCAGCUCUCCCACAUAUGAAAAUCACCAACAGCAUGCAGGGACCUGCUAGAAGUGUGGCUAACCAUGGGUAGGUCACCUGGUGAGAGCAAGCAUUUCUUGGCUGGAGGCUCGUGGCUGGAGUUUCAUUACACACAAAGGCCAAUGACCGUGUAGCAUUUUUGGAAAAUAUUGUCGAGGACAAUCCAUCAUGGAACAGGCUUUUGGAUUAUUUGUUUUGGUUGUCAUCUAUCUACUACUACUAUGAACACAAGAAAUACUUUACUUAGUCCCAGCUAGAAAUGAAUACAAAUUUUAAAAAUCACUGACUUAUUAUACGUGUUACAAAUUACAGUCUGAGACAUAUUCCAUGCCUCAAACUGUUUUUGACAGGGUCAUAGUGGAGCACACAUUUUAGUCUGGAAACUCAAGUAGAACCUGAAUGGCCUUUUUUUGCUUAAAUCAGUCUCACUUCUGGAGCCCACGUCUUACUGAAUUCCACCGCAUGAGAUUUACAUGGCAGGCAGAAAAAGGCAGAAAAUUAAUUCAAGGCUGGAGAGCUAUAGAAAAUUGACAUGCAUGUGUCCUUGAUCAGAAAAUCCAGCAACAAUAAGACAUCACGAGGAAUGUAGAGCUUCAAUCAAGUAAACAGCAUAACAUUUUAAUGGGCUUAUUAAGACUGUGCUUGGAGAAAGAGGGAGAAAACCUACAGGUGAAUUAUAAAUAUACAGGAAAAUAAGUAUGACAUUAUACAUGUAAAGGGCUUGUCAAUUGUUUAGUCUUUUAAAAUACAUUUAAAUGGAAGGAUGGUAUUCAGAUGAAUAAAAUCCAAGCUACCCUGUUUCCUGAAGGGUAUUUCCUGUAUGAGAAUCACCAAAUGAACCCGAGGAGAAGUUAAGAAGGACUUUUGAGAACUGAAGCAUGAAAACAUUGAAUGGGAGCAUGAAAACAGUUGCUCUGUCUUCUCCCCCCAAUGCAGAUCCAGCAAUGGGUCUGUGGCAACUGACCAGCUGCAGCUGGGCAGAACCUAUGGAAAGGGAAGGAUGAGAGGAAGCCAGAAGAGGGAACAUGACAGCUGGUGGGGAAAGGUCCAAGGCUCAGGAAGAGAGUGUGCCAAGUAGAAGUUCUGACAGCCAAAGCUCUGCCUACUCUGAAUUGCCCUCCUUACCACAGUGGGCCAGAUUUUACCAACCAAGGUGUUAUAAACAGGUUUAAUGGAGUCUGAUUUUAAAAGUGACUGCUGUCAACAGAUUAUCUGACUGAAAUUACAUUAUGGAGUACAGAGCUAUUAUUAAAACCACCCUUAAAGUCCACUAUACUACCAUAUUUUCUGCACUAAACUGAUUUUUUUCUAAUUUUUAUCCUUCAAACUGACACUUUUAUGGAAGCCUCAAUCCAUGUUUUCCUUUGCAACUUAGUAAUUUCUAAGAAUGCAUCUUUUGCUCCUGGCAAAUAAACAAAACAAUGGCCUUUUUUCUAGGACCUCUGCUGUGUGGCAGAACCUGAAAUUUUGGCAAAAUAAUGUUUCUUACAUUAAGAAUGUGUAUUUGUCAUCCCAGUGAAAGUAAUUAUUAUCUUAGUUUGAGCAAGUUAACGGCUGGAGAAAGAUCAGGCUUAUCUGACACAUGCUAAGCAGAGACUUGCUCUGAAACUGAAACUCAUUCAUGUUACAUCUGUGCCAGGUCUAUUCCACCACAAACACAGUAACCAAUCUUCCAGCCCCUUUCCCCAGUUCCAAGCAGCAGAAAGGUGUACUUGUUAUUGAUGAUGCUGGAAAUAUAGAAGGAAAAGAACUGAAUAGGUCUCAAAAUAAGGUUAAAUAACUGGUUUUCCUUCUGCUGCCUGCAAAGUGUCUGUCACACUGAAUUCCAGCCUUGGAUUCUGGAAGCCAAAUAAUCUUCUUUCUGGUAGUGCUUGUUGGUAGGAUAUCCAGGCAAAAAAACCAUGAGUUCAGGUGCUGUGUUUCAUCAGAUUUGCACUUGGGCUCUCAUGAGCAGAGCCUUGUGGAAGAAACAGCCAGCCACUGACCAGGAAAGAAACAGAAAAUGAUACAGAAAUCAUAGACUCGUAGAAUGUUUUGGGUCAGAAGGGACCUUCAAGGAUCAUCUAGACCAACCCACCAGCCAUGUGCAGGGACAUCUUCCACUACAUCAAAGCCUCAAAGCCCCACCCAACCUGGCCUUGAACAGCUCCGGGGAUGGGGUAUCCACAGCUUCUCUGGGCAAUAUUUUCAGUGAUUCACCACCCUCAUUGUAAAAUAAUUCUUUCUUAUACACAAUCUAAAUUUACCCUCUUUUCAUUUAUGUAACAAGAACAUCGCGAGUGUGGAAUAUGAAUUUUUUUGUUUUGUUUCCUAUGACCAAUCUCUGCCUUUCUAAAUAACUAUUUUUACUGGACAAUCUGCUUUAUAAAGCCAUUCAGUUUUGCUAUGGAGUAAGGAUAUUAACUUCUGCCAAAACUGUAAUUCAGUACUGUAAUAUUCUCAUUUUAAUUAUAUUCUAUGUUUUUAUUUCCUAAAUCAAAUUAUUUAGUGAUUAGCUUAAAGUAUCAGUACUGGUAUUUUUCACUAAGUGGUUAAUUCAGAUAGGCUUUAGGUUUCUAAUGGCAAAAACUUUCAUGCUCUCUCAGAAUAUAUCUGCAAAUUUUACGUGUACAGCUAUUUGUGGCAUGACAUUUAGCUUUUGAGGCAUGCUGUGACAUCCAAAGUUUUAAGUCAUAUGGCACAAACUUUCAUUAGCUCAGAAAUGCAUGAGUAUGAGACCAGUCAAGAGGGAGAAAGAGAGCUUAACUUGCCAAGAUACAUGUAAGUGACAGAUUGAACAUAUUCUUAUAUUUUUGGGGAGCCAAACAUGGGCUAGCAAAUAGUGCAUCACUUCAGCAUGAGAAAGAGACCCAGAGGAUUCCCCUAUUCAUGGGGAAAGCCUGUCAGGAAGACAUGGAACAUUACAGUUCCAAACACAACAUUGGCUAAAGGUUUAUGCUGGGUUCAAGAGCUAACAUUUACACUAGAUGUACACCUACAAACUCACACUUCACACCAGUGUUUUAUCUGGGGGCAACAAUCAAAUGUCCAAUAGAGCUGCUUAUGUGGGGCUGGUUAGAAUUUGAGAGCCUGGAAAAGUAAAGAACUAAUAUUCAGUGCUGGAUAUUGGAGGCAGAAUGUGAACAUUCCUGAAAUUCACUAUAGUGCACAGAAGCUACAAGCAUAUCCAAUACUUUUCUCUCCUGAAAUGGGAAAUAAAAUUUAUGUGUGAUUAUCUUAGAAAAUGAGAAAAUUUGUCAUUAUAAAAAGCCCUUGAUUUCACCUAAUGCAUUCUGUUCAAGGCCUUCUUCUCUCUCACUCUCUUAAUCCUUCCAGGGGAUCAUUGCCAGAAACAAAUAAUAAAAAGCUGUUAGUUACCAAAUUAAAAUUUCUUAUCAAAGUUGCUUGUGUAAGUUUGAAAAACACUCAACAUUCCUGAAACUGCGAUUUCAAGUCAGCAAGCGUCUUGGUGCUUAUGCAAGUUCUGUAGACUGUAAUCCACGGCCUUUGAGGAUUUGUUAAAUUAGCUCAGUUCAGUCCAAACCUCGGCAUUCUCUUGCAUGCAAGCCUCAUACCCACGUGGCUGUGCCAGAUGUGGAUUUCUGACUGCAAAUGUAUUUACAUUCAUAGAUCUAAUUCAUGUUUCAAUAUAUGUGUCUCAUUUAUACAUCUCCAAGACCCUUUUUCAAUUCUUUACCAAGGUUUACCUAGCCACAGUUCUCUGGGGAAAAGUAGUUCCUGGAGUAGCAAUUUAUGGAGGCAAGGGGAAGAAUUUUUCCCACCUUCCAAAUAAAAAACCAAACAAACAACCCACUUCCUUCAUGCUUUUACACCCUAAGAUUUCUGUGCCAGCCCUACUUGCACUUGCAGUGUAAACCUAUCACAGUUUCCUAAACACUUCUCAGCUGAAGUACUUUGGCCUUUGAACUCUCUUCCUAUCAGUGAUGGUUUGUUUUGUCAAAUGACAAUGAGCAAGCCAAAGUGCUGAGGAGACAAUUACUGACUGCUGAUGUCCUGAUGCAGGUUCAAAACCACAAGGAGGGAAGCAGGAAUGUCAAGAAUCCCGGCAUGCCAUUAAUGACCUAGCAAAGCAGCAAAAAGCUGUUUAUGCUACUGACAGAAGCUGCAUGCAGGUGUUGAGUGUUCACCAAAUGAGAUAAAAGAUGGUACAAGAGUCUAAGCUCAUCAGCUCUUUGGCUUUCAGAAACUACUAUUAGGCACUGAUCUUACAAGUUACAACAGGCAGACCAGUAUGUAGGACCUAUCUCCUCUGCUAAAUUCAAGAUCUGGGACCUUAAACAUUAUUUCUAGCAAAGUUUUCUUGAUUUUUCUGAAGAUCUAGUCCCUUGUUUUAGCGCAAUUUUUGAGCCUUUGCUUAAGUCUGAAUGUCAAACUAGUCCACGGAUAUAGCUGCCUCCUGUGCUUUUUUAUUCACAGGACAGAUGUCAGAAAUUUUUUGAGGAAACCUUUCUCAGCAGAAAAUAUUGUAAUUAAAAUUUCUUUGGGCUUUCAUUUGUUCCGUGACUUCCAGUUCUCCCUCUGCUAAUAAAGCAAAAUUCUAAUCUC
This is a messenger RNA of Onychostruthus taczanowskii (white-rumped snowfinch), 9929 nucleotides long. RefSeq names its product vestigial like family member 2 (gene VGLL2). The record is from RefSeq and is a predicted model, not a curated record. Gene Ontology annotation, biological process: regulation of transcription by RNA polymerase II. The coding region runs from base 732 to 1859 and encodes 375 amino acids. Gene Ontology annotation, cellular component: nucleus. NCBI's taxonomy places the organism in Eukaryota, Metazoa, Chordata, Aves, Passeriformes, Passeridae. The transcript has 12 exons.